Oryza sativa Japonica Group (Japanese rice) is the source of this 2877-nucleotide messenger RNA. RefSeq lists its product as uncharacterized. Gene Ontology annotation, molecular function: GTPase activity; U3 snoRNA binding; GTP binding. The record is from RefSeq and is a predicted model, not a curated record. NCBI's taxonomy places the organism in Eukaryota, Viridiplantae, Streptophyta, Magnoliopsida, Poales, Poaceae. Gene Ontology annotation, cellular component: preribosome, small subunit precursor; nucleus. Gene Ontology annotation, biological process: maturation of SSU-rRNA from tricistronic rRNA transcript (SSU-rRNA, 5.8S rRNA, LSU-rRNA); endonucleolytic cleavage of tricistronic rRNA transcript (SSU-rRNA, 5.8S rRNA, LSU-rRNA); ribosome biogenesis.
CCCUUGUACCGACCAGCAAUCCGCGCACGCGCAGCCGCCUCCCUUUGUUCGCGCCCACUUCCAGCCAGGCCACCGCCGCCGCCGCCGACCGAAGCAGCCGACGGCGACCACCGCCGCGGCGAGGGAUCGGUGCGUAAGCUUGGCGGCGGGCCGCUCCGCACGCGGGAGGGAGCGCCGUAGCCGCCCUUCCCCCCACCCUCUACACCCCCUCGCCGGCGGCGAACACGGCGCGCGAUGGGAGGCGCGCGCGCGCAGGUGAACAAGCCGCACAAGACACGCUUCGCCUCCAAGGCGUCGCGCCACGCGCACAAGAUCGAUAAGGUCAGGACCGGGAAGCCGGAGGGCAGCCACCGCGCCGCCGUCAAGGGGGCCCGCGCCGCGCGCGUCCAGCGGAGCAAGGCGAUCCGUGAUCAGAAACGUGCUGCUUUGCUGAAGGAGAAGCGCUCUUCCGUUGGAUCUUCGAGUGCGCCCCGUGUCGUUGUUCUUUUUGGCCUUUCCUCGUCGGCAAAUGUCAGAUCACUUGCCAAAGACCUUUUAACCAUUGCUUCUGGUGAUGAAGAGAAACCAACUUCUUCCACUGUUGCUUCUCCUACAUAUAAACUUCGAACCACGGUACUUGAAGCACCUUAUGGUGAUCUUACAUCAUGCAUGGAACUGGCAAAGGUUGCUGAUUUGCUAGCAUUUGUACUAUCAGCAAAUUCAUUAUACGAUUGUGAUUCGAGCAGUCCAAUUGAUGAUUUUGGAUCACAAUGCUUGUCUGUUUUUCGGGCCAUGGGCUUACCUAGUACAGCUGUUUUCAUUCGAGAUCUUCCAUCAGAAAACAAAAGUAGGCAGGAAUUGAAGAAAACAGCUAUUUCUUUUGUUUCUCCAGAGCUACCUGAGGAUUGCAAGUUCUAUGCAGCUGACACAAAGGAUGAUUUGCACAAGUUCAUGUGGCUUUUCAAGGAGCAGCACCUUUCAUGUCCACAUUGGAGAAACCAGAGGCCUUAUGUUAUGUCUGAGGAGGCCUGCAUAAAACCUGAUGACAGUUCAGGGCUGUGCACAUUGCUUAUGUCUGGAUAUUUACGUGCCCACAAUCUUUCUGUCAACCAGCUUGUCCAUCUGUCAGGUGUUGGUGAUUUUCAGUUGGGUCAAAUUGAUAUCCUCAAGGAUCCUUUUCCUAUUAAUGAGAGGAAAAACUCCAAUGCCAUGGUUUCUGAAGAUAGUGGUAUUCAGAUUGUUGACACCUUUGUUCCAGACCCUUCAAGUCAAGAGCCUUUGCUUGUUGAAAACACCCCAGAUCCACUUGAAGGGGAGCAGACUUGGCCGACAGAAGCUGAGAUGGAAGAAGCCUAUUUGAACAACAAACAGAGAAAGCUAAAAAGAAAGCUUCCUCGAGGCACUUCAGAAUACCAGGCUGCUUGGAUUGUGGAUGAUACAGAUGAUGAAGAUGGUGAUUCUGAGAACGACAACCAGGAUGGUGCUGGAAUGGUUAUAGAUGAGCAAGAUCACUCAGACAAUGGAGGUGAUGGUUCAGAUAUGGAUGUGGUAUCUCACUUUACGGAGAAAUUUGAUGAAGAAACAAUUGGGGGUACCGAGAUGGCAGACGAUGAAAAUUUGACCAAAGAGCAGAUAGAGGCAGAGAUUAAGAAAAUAAAAGAAGCUAACGCUGAAGACGAAGAAUUUCCCGAUGAGGUGGAGACACCCUUAGAUGUCCCAGCAAAAAGGCGAUUUGCAAAAUACAGAGGGCUAAAGUCAUUUAGGACAUCAUCCUGGGAUCCAAAGGAAUCACUGCCACAGGAUUAUGCAAGAAUAUUUGCAUUCGAUAACUUUACAAGAACACAAAAGCAUGUUCUUGCUAAAAUGGCAGAGCGAGAUGAAGGAACCUUGAAGGAUUGUGCUCAAAGAGGAUCAUUUGUGAGGCUCCAUCUGAAAAAUGUUCCUACUGAGAUUGCCUCAAAACUUGUUCAUCCAUCAAGGAGAUUGCCUGUGGUUGUUUCUGGUCUUCUUCAACAUGAGUCAAAAAUAUCGGUUCUCCAUUUCAGCAUAAAGAAACAUGACUCCUAUGAAGCUCCUAUCAAAUCAAAGGACUCCUUAAUUUUCAAUGUUGGGUUCCGGCAGUUUACUGCUAGGCCAUUGUUUUCAACUGACAACAUCAAUUGCAAUAAGCAUAAGAUGGAGAGGUUUCUACAUCAUGGGCGGUUUUCUGUUGCCUCUGUAUAUGCUCCAAUUUGCUUUCCUCCACUCCCUCUUAUUGUUCUAAAGAGCAGAGAUGGGGAGCAGCCUGCCAUUGCUGCUGUUGGUUCACUGAAAAGUGUGGAUCCGGACCGGAUUAUUCUUAAGAAAAUUGUUUUGACUGGUUAUCCUCAACGGGUCUCAAAACUGAAAGCAGUAGUGCGAUACAUGUUCUACAAUCCUGAAGAUGUCAAGUGGUUUAAGCCUGUAGAGUUGUGGACGAAACAUGGUCGACGUGGCCGAAUCAAGGAGACUGUUGGCACUCAUGGUGCUAUGAAAUGCAUAUUCAAUAGCAGCGUCCAGCAGCAUGAUACCGUGUGCAUGAGCCUUUACAAACGCGCUUACCCCAAAUGGCCAGAACAGCUCUACCAGAUAUGAUCAUAUCAGGGUCAUGGAUAUGUGCUUGCACGUUGGCAUGUACGUCUCAAAGUUUUGACAGAUUGAGCUCAUCGAUGUGCUUCCUGAUGCAGCUCAUAUAUGUAUACUAGUGCUAGCAGAAAAAGAAACCUCAUGUCAACAACGACAUGUAGUUAGCUGUAUUCUGUAUGUUAACAUUUGUUUUACGUUAACAGCUAUGAUUUUUGAUUUUUGCUGAUUUUCGGCGUGCUUUCAUCCGCAUUUGUGAUUGAUUGAGCCGGUAAUUCAAGCUGCAAUGUUACAAGA